Molecule: messenger RNA, 1248 nt
Organism: Osmia lignaria (orchard mason bee)
Lineage: Eukaryota; Metazoa; Arthropoda; Insecta; Hymenoptera; Megachilidae
Product: endoribonuclease LACTB2
Cellular component (GO): mitochondrial matrix
Molecular function (GO): single-stranded RNA binding; RNA endonuclease activity
Source: RefSeq, a predicted model, not a curated record
CCAAUCUUCCUGGAUCUGUAGUCACUGCCUGUAAUGAUUCAUCUGACAUGUCGUCGUUGCAAAGGUCACAAUCUAUGCUAGAGAAAUAUGUACAGAGUAGGAGAUGGACUUUCAUUCAUAGUCAAAGUUAAAUAGCAAUGUUACAGCAGUUCGUUUGAUAUAUAUUCACUAGUCAGUUAAGUUACAUGCAUUUGUGAAGGUCACAUUGUAUCAUAUAGUGUCAUUGAUGUUGAAUUAUCAGUGGAUGUUUGAAAAAUGAAACCUCUCACAAAUCUACCUCUAAUAUCAAGAUUAUCUAGAAAGGUGAUACGCAUUUUAGGAUGCAACGAAGGGCCUAUGACAUUGCAAGGUACAAAUACAUAUCUUGUGGGUACAGGACCUGGGCGUAUAUUAAUUGAUGCAGGCGGGAGAAAAACUGCCAAAGAGUAUACCAAAUUAUUAAAAAAAGUAUUAGAAGAAGAGAGAGCUGUAGUUGUUCAUUUGAUAGUCACCCAUUGGCACUCCGAUCACUUAGGUGGAGUUAAUCAGGUUCAGGAUUUUUUAAAGACAAUGAAUGCUAAUGGAACAGCUAGCACAGUUUGGAAAUUACCUAGAUCUCCAGAGGAUAAAGGCACAAGCAAAGCAGAAAUAUCAACUAAAUGGCAAGCAUUAAAGGAUAAACAGAUAAUGGAAGUUGAGGGUGCUAAACUUUGUGUUGAACAUACUCCAGGACACUCAAGUGAUCAUGCUUGUCUUUUAUUAGAAGAUGAACAAAUAUUAUUUAGCGGAGAUUGUAUUCUUGGAGAAAGAACUGCAAUAUUUGAGGAUUUAUAUGAAUAUAUAGCUUCUCUAAAAAAGAUUUUAUCAAUGAAACCACAAACAAUUUACCCAGGUCACGGGUCAAUUAUAAAAGAUCCAAUAUCUGCAAUUAAUUACUAUAUUAAACAUAGAGAAAAAAGAGAAUCCGAUAUUUUAGGAAUUUUAGAGGAAAAUACAAGAGAUAAUGCAAUGUCUGAAAUGGAUAUUGUGAAACAGAUGUACACGGAUACUUCGCAAAUCUUGUGGGAAGCGGCAGCUUAUAACGUAGAACGCCACCUCGAUAAAUUGUUGAAAGAAGGCAGAGUGAAAGGCGAAAAAGGAAAAUGGCAAAGUAUAUAAUUUAGUUGAAUUUAGUAUGUUAUUUAAUUUCUAAUUGUUAAUUAUCAAACUUUUGGUCACGCUUGUAAAAUAAUACCUAUAAAUACUAUACAAAAUUGACAAAAUACAGUA